Molecule: messenger RNA, 1503 nt
Organism: Phalaenopsis equestris
Lineage: Eukaryota; Viridiplantae; Streptophyta; Magnoliopsida; Asparagales; Orchidaceae
Product: squalene synthase-like
Biological process (GO): lipid biosynthetic process; farnesyl diphosphate metabolic process
Cellular component (GO): endoplasmic reticulum membrane
Molecular function (GO): squalene synthase [NAD(P)H] activity
Source: RefSeq, a predicted model, not a curated record
UAAAACUCCUGAUUCGCGAAAGAGGCGCGGACAUCCGUUCCGUGGGCGGCUAUAAGGAAACCGAACGGAGAAACCAAUACAAAAAGCCCUCGAGACCACCAGGAGAGAGAGAAGCAGAGGGAGAGAGGCAAUGGGGAUGGUUAAGGAGGUACUGCAGCAUCCAGAGGAUCUGAUGUCUUUGACGAAGAUGAUGAUGGCAGCGCAGAAGAUCAAGAGACAGAUCCCGACGGAGCCGCACUGGGGCUUUGCCUAUGCUAUGCUGCAGAAAGUCUCCCGCAGCUUUGCGCUGGUAAUCCAGCAGCUUGAUGCCGAUCUUCGCAAUGCAGUGUGUGUGUUCUAUUUGGUUCUCAGAGCCCUUGAUACUGUUGAGGAUGAUACAAGCAUUCCAGUUGACAUCAAGGUGCCGAUUUUGUUAGGAUUUCAUGAACACAUGUAUGAUCGUUACUGGCAUUUCUCAUGUGGUACUAACGCUUACAAGGUUCUGAUGGACAAAUUCCAUUUUAUUUCAAUUGCCUUCUUGGAGCUGGGUAAAAGUUAUCAAGUGGCAAUCAAAGAUAUUACCAUGAGAAUGGGUGCAGGAAUGGCUAAAUUUAUAAGCAAGGAGGUCGUGACUGUUGAUGAUUAUGAUGAAUAUUGCCAUUAUGUGGCCGGUUUAGUUGGGCUUGGACUAUCAAAGCUUUUUCAUGCUUGUAGAAUGGAAAAUGAGGCUCCAGAAUCGCUUUCAAACUCAAUGGGUUUGUUUCUUCAGAAAGCAAAUAUUAUAAGGGAUUAUUUGGAAGAUAUAAAUGAGAUACCAAAGCCUCGUAUGUUUUGGCCUCGGCAGAUUUGGAAUAAAUAUGCUAACAAACUAGAGGAUUUCAAAGAUGAGGAGAACUCAGUAAAUGCAGUGCAAUGCUUGAAUGACAUGGUAACCAAUGCUUUGGUUCAUGCUGAAGAUUGCCUCCAGUACUUGUCAAAUUUGAAGUCACAUAAUAUCUUUAGAUUCUGUGCCAUUCCUCAGAUCAUGGCGAUUGGAACUCUAGCUUUAUGCUAUAACAAUGUGGAGGUCUUUAGAGGUGUUGUCAAAAUGAGACGUGGGCUUACCGCCAGAAUCAGUGACCAGACAUGCACGAUGGCUGAUGUUUAUGGUGCUUUUUAUGAUUUCUCUUCUUUGCUUGAGACAAAGAUUGAUGAGAAUGAUCCUAAUGCUAGUCUCACUCGCAAGCGUGCGGAUGCUAUAAAGAAAGCAUGCGUAUCUUCUGGUUUACUAAAUAAGAGGAGGCUCUAUGUGGAGAGAAAGGGGUCCAUGUACAGUUCGCAAUUGAUAAUGGUCAUUAUCCUCCUUGCUAUUUACUUUGCUGCACGCUUGAUAAAAUGAUUCGUUCGAGCUAUAGCUUUGUCGGGUUUCAUCCAUGGUGUAAACUUUGGCAGCAGUUAACAAAACGCUACCAGGUAUUAUUCUUGUUACCGCGCCACAUCUCUAUCGGGUAAUUAUUUAUUGUCAUACAAAAUACAUAUUUUGUU